Molecule: messenger RNA, 747 nt
Organism: Meloidogyne enterolobii
Lineage: Eukaryota; Metazoa; Nematoda; Chromadorea; Rhabditida; Meloidogynidae
Source: the annotation of a GenBank genome assembly
AUGGCAGAACAUAGUAAUGGACAAAUUCCUUUGCAUAUAGCAAUAGCAAAUCGUCGUAUUUGUCAUGUCAAAACUUUACUUUCUUUACGAACACCGCUUAAUUCACCAGAUCGAAGUGGUAAAACACCAGCAAUGCAAGCAUUAGAAUGUAGUAGUGAUUACGACUUUUUAAAGUUGUUAUUAUCUUUUGGUGCAUCAUUUACUCAAUUGUCAGAUAAAGUCUAUAAAGACAAAGAGAAAUAUAAAAAACAAUUGAGAAUUAUUUCUGAACAUGAGAGUCGAAUUCGGCGUGCAUUUAAUUCUGCCAGAACAAACGUUACAAUGGAAAUGACGUUAAGAAAUGUUUCUCAAGUUUUUGUGAGUCCUUUACACGAAGGAGAAAUGAUACAGAACUUUACACUAAAUACACAACCACAAUUACCUGAUACAAAUCAUGCUUAUGUAUUGUUUGUUGCUGUUGCAGAAUUUCAGUGUGACGAUACAGAUAAAGAACUUUGUUGCACAGUCAAUGCCCGAAUGUGGGGUCGAAGUCCAGUUAUCAGUGCUAGUAUGAACGAUAAGGAGUGCGUGCAACUCAAAUCAGGGAAUAACUUUGCUUUUUUGUGUGUUCCGUGUCGUGAUAGAAAUGUUAUACGAAUGAAGUUUGAUCCGGCAUUGGUUGACUUUUCAGAUUUAAUGGUUUUGGUUCAGAUGGUUUUAGUUCAAAUGCAUAACCGUCCAGCGAAUCAUUCCCGACUAAUUCACUGA